AUGGCGACCAACCACGAGGACGCAGCCGCUGAGCUGCACGCAACUCUGGAGCAACGAACCGGCUCGAUUGGCAAUCGCGGCAGUGUCGAUAUGGCUGGAGCGAAGCUGGACAUCAAGGAGAAGGAUGACGUCGAUGUCGAUGCUCGAGAUCUGGACCCGAGCGAGGAGGGCAUGGAGCCGAAUGAGCACGAGAAGAAGACCUUGCGCCGCAUUGGCGACAAGUUCCCCAAGUCGGCCUACUUGAUCGCGGUGGUGGAAUUGUGCGAGCGCUUCACCUAUUACGGCUGCCAAGGUCUCUUCCAGAACUACAUCAACAACCGUCCAGGCGGCGAGGACGGGGCCCGCGGUCUGGGACUCGGCCACCAAGGCGCCACCGGCCUGAACGUCUUCUUCCAAUUCUUCUGCUACGUCACGCCCAUCCUCGGUGCCAUCAUCUCCGACCAGUAUCUCGGAAAGUACAAGACCAUCCUCAUCUUCGCCGCUGUUUACUGGGUCGGCCUCAUCAUUCUCUGGACCACGGCUUUGCCAACGAGCAUUGAGCAUGGUGCUGCACUUGGUGGUUAUGUCACCGCCAUCGUUAUCAUUGGGUUUGGUACUGGUGGUAUCAAGUCGAAUAUUGCGCCUCUCAUUGCCGAUCAGUACACUCGCCGCAAGAUGGCGGUUACUACGGACCCCAAGACCAACGAGCGUGUCAUCAUUGAUCCCGCCAUCACGUACCAACGAAUUUACAUGAUGUUCUACGCCUGUAUCAACGUCGGCUGCCUUUCGCUCCUGGCCACCCCUUUCAUGGAGAAAUACGAAGGCUUUUGGACCGCAUACCUGCUGGGUUUCUGCGUCUUCUGCAUCGGAGUAGUCGUGCUCAUCCUCUGCCGCAACCGCUACAUCGUUCGCCCUCCACAGGGCUCCAUCAUCACAGACGCCUUCAAAGCUAUCGGGCUGAUGAUUGUCAACCGCAAACUCGACGCAGCUAAGCCAUCGUGGCGUGCUGCCAAUGGCAAGACCAAGCCAGUUGCAUGGAACGAUCACUUCGUCGACGAGUUGAAGCGUGCCCUGCGUGCUUGCAAGGUCUUCGCCUUCUAUCCGAUCUUCUGGGUUUGCUACGGGCAGUUCAGCUCCAACUUCAUCGCACAGGCGGGUCAGAUGGAAGGCCAUGGCAUGCCGAAUGACUUGAUGCAGAACUUCGAUCCCAUCUCCAUCAUUGUCUUCAUCCCCAUCUUGGACAAGCUGGUAUACCCGGCGCUGCGCAAGUGGAAGAUCGAACUUCGCCCAAUCGCUCGUAUCACGAUCGGCUUCGUUCUGGCUUCUCUUUGCCUGGCAUACGCCGCUAUUGUGCAGCAUCUUAUCUACUCUGCUGGACCUUGCUACAAGCAGCCUGGAAAGUGCCCAGCCGGUAUGGAUGGGGAAUCUCCAUUGCCGAACCACGUCCACAUCGUCGUCCAGACACCCGCGUACGUCUUUAUCGGUGUUUCUGAGAUCUUUAUCUCUGUUACAGGUCUGGAAUAUGCGUACACAAAGUCCCCGCCGUCCAUGAAGUCGUUCGUCCAGUCCCUGUACCUGUUGACGAACGCCCUUGGCUCGGCUUUGAACGAGGCUUUGGUCCCAGCUACUGGAGAUCCAGAUAUUCUCUGGAUGUACACCGGUAUCUCCGUCGCCGCUUUCUCCACUGCCAUCAUCUUCUGGUUCACAUUCCACCACUACGACCAACAGGAACAAGAGAUGAACGAGCUCGACGCAGAGGAGGCUUAUGGUGGCAUGACUCACGGGCAGGGCAAGACGAAAGACAUUGAUGGUGACUAUGAGUCUCAGCGGGCUGCUUCGACUACAGGGCGCGAGCAGAAGUCCUGA
Molecule: messenger RNA, 1845 nt
Organism: Zasmidium cellare ATCC 36951
Lineage: Eukaryota; Fungi; Ascomycota; Dothideomycetes; Mycosphaerellales; Mycosphaerellaceae
Exons: 4
Coding region: 1-1845 (614 amino acids)
Biological process (GO): oligopeptide transport; transmembrane transport
Cellular component (GO): plasma membrane; fungal-type vacuole
Molecular function (GO): dipeptide transmembrane transporter activity; tripeptide transmembrane transporter activity
Source: RefSeq, a predicted model, not a curated record